Molecule: messenger RNA, 9637 nt
Organism: Pristis pectinata (smalltooth sawfish)
Lineage: Eukaryota; Metazoa; Chordata; Chondrichthyes; Rhinopristiformes; Pristidae
Gene: prex2
Product: phosphatidylinositol-3,4,5-trisphosphate-dependent Rac exchange factor 2
Exons: 40
Coding region: 523-5214 (1563 amino acids)
Biological process (GO): intracellular signal transduction
Molecular function (GO): protein binding; guanyl-nucleotide exchange factor activity
Source: RefSeq, a predicted model, not a curated record
ACUCCAAUCUCUGCCAAGACGGACAAUGGUACACACUUCUUUCCUAGCGCCUACUUUUUUUUAAAAAAAAGCUUGGCAUGGUCCGGAUUUUCUUGCUGCCAUAGUUAAGGUUACGCUCUCAGGGACUUCGACAAUUACACUUUGGAUCGCUGUUGCCGACGUGGUACACGGUUUUUUUCCCAUGUUGUGGAUUGUCCUGAUGGUCUUUCUAAUUGAGCGUAGCAGUUCUGCUGUUUCACAUUAUGGCGAUGGUAACUCCGGCUCUAAACUAAAUGUUUAGGUGGCUUCUGUGAAUAGCGAAGAUCCCUACCAAGAUUUAUCAGUGGAAACUCUGCAGAUGGUGGGAAACUUGACAGAGAGGAACCCUGCGGGAAAUGCUUGGAAAAGGCGAUUUGGCUUUUCUGUGAUUCGGGAGGAAAUGACGCGAAUCCCGGGAAUUUGGAGUCUAUUUAUAUAAACUUUAUUUCCUGAUUUAAGGGCUCCCCGAGGGACUCGGAGGGAGUCCAGACAAUAGGCUGUGAAAUGGCAUUCCUUCAGCGAAUGAUCCAGCAUGCAGCUUCUAGAGUUGACAAAAACGUAACUGAAGAAACUGUUAAGACAUUGUUUUCUAAUAUUGAGGACAUUCUUGGAGUCCACAAAGAAUUCCUGAGUAUGAUUGAGCAGUGCCUGCAGCCUGAACCUAGUGCCCAGCAUGAAUUGGGAAGCUGUUUUCUUCAAUUUAAGCACCGAUUUUCUAUCUAUGAUGAGUACUGCAGUAAUCAUGAGAAAGCACAAAGGCUGCUCUUGGAACUGAAUAAAAUGCGGACUGUGAGGACAUUUUUGCUGGGUUGCAUGCUGCUUGCAGGACGGAAAAACCCUGAUGUUCCACUUGAAGGGUAUCUAGUGGCUCCCAUACAAAGGAUAUGCAAGUAUCCACUUCUGCUAAAGGAAUUGAUGAAGAGGACACCAAAGAGGCAUAAUGACUAUUCAGCAGUACUCGAGGCUCUUCAGGCCAUGAAAACUGUGUGCUCCACCAUCAAUGAAGCCAAGCGACAAAUGGAAAAGCUUGAAAUUCUAGAAGAAUGGCAGUCACAUAUUGAAGGAUGGGAGGGAUCCAACAUAACAGAUUCAUGCACUGAAAUGCUGAUGCAAGGGACUUUGCUGAAAAUUUCAGCUGGGAAUAUUCAGGAACGAGUUUUCUUCCUCUUUGAUAACUUGCUGGUAUAUUGUAAAAAGAAGCAUAGACGCUUAAAGAAUACCUCACACCCAAAGAAAGUACCUGAUGGACAUCGGUAUCUUUUUCGUGGCAGAAUAAAUACAGAGGUCAUGGAAGUGGAAAAUGUUGAUGAUGGAACAGCGGAUUAUCAUAGCAGUGGUCAUACGGUGAUCAAUGGUUGGAAAAUACAUAACACUGCCAAAAAUAAAUGGUUUGUCUGCAUGGCAAAGUCAUCGGAAGACAAACAGGAAUGGCUGGAGGCCUUUCUAAAGGAACGAGAACGAAGAAAGAGUUUGAAGCUAGGUGUGGAACAAGAUACCUGGAUGAUGAUCUCUGAAAAAGGGGAAAAACUUUACCACAUGCUGUGUAAAGAGGAAAAUUUAAUCAAAGACCGAAAACGGAAACUCAGCACAUUUCCAAAAUGCUUCUUGGGCAGUGAGUUUGUCGCAUGGCUGAUGGAAAUUAAAGAGAUCAGUAAACCUGAAGAAGGAGUUCACCUGGGCCAAGCACUGUUGGAGAAUGGAAUCAUCCAUCAUGUAACAGAUAAACACCAGUUUAAACCUGAUCAUAUGCUGUACAGAUUUCGAUAUGAUGAUGGAACAUACCAUCCAAGGUGUGAAAUUCAAGAUGUUAUUUCUAAGGGUGUGAGACUUUACUACCGACUUCAUAGUCUAUUUACUCCUGUGAUUAAGGAUAAAGACUACCACCUAAGGACUUACAAGUCAGUGGUCAUGGCAAACAAGCUGACAGACUGGCUAAUUGCACAGGGAGACUGUAGGACCAGAGAGGAAGCAAUAAUCCUGGGUGUGGAACUGUGUGACAAUGGUUUUAUGCACCACGUACUGGAAAAGAGUGAAUUUAAAGAUGAACCCCUUUUAUUCCGAUUUUUUGCUGAUGAAGAAAUAGAAGGCUCAAAUUUAAGGCAGAAGCACAUGCGACAUGACUUGAAAAUAGUUGAAAAUGUUAUAGCCAAGUCAUUGUUGAUUAAAGCUCAAGAUGGAAGUUAUGGUUUUACUCUGGAGGAGAGAAACAAGGUUCCUAUUGUGAAAUCUGUGGAGAAGGGAUCUUAUGCUGAGAUGGCAGGCCUAGAGGUCGGGAAAAAGAUUUUUGCGAUCAAUGGAGAUGUGGUUUUCCUAAGACCCUUUCAGGAAGUUGAAUGCUUCCUGCAGCAAUGCUUCAAUAGCAAGAGGCCUCUCAGGGUACUUCUGAGCACAAAGCCGCGAGAGACAAUAAAGAUCCCAGACUCUGCGGAUGGUCUUGGAUUUCAGAUUCGAGGAUUUGGUCCGUCAGUUGUCCACGCUAUUGGCAGAGGAACUGUGGCAGCAGGAGCUGGCCUCCAUCCUGGUCAAUGCAUCAUUAAAGUAAAUGGGAUCAACGUAAGCAAAGAGAGUCAUGCAAGUGUGAUAGCACAUGUCACAGCAUGUCGGAAAUACAAGCGUCCUUCACAGCAAGACUCCAUUCAGUGGGUAUAUAAUAAUAUGGAGAGUGGUCAGGAGGAUCUUCAGAAAUUCUGUUUAAAGGGCCCAGCUUCAGGAGGAACUGACACUGAUGUGCAAGAAGGAUUUAAUGAAGAGGUCUUCGAUAAAUUUAACACAAUGGCUUUAAUUGAUGGGAAGAAGGAUCAUGUGAGCCUAACAGUAGAUAAUGUUCACUUGGACUAUGGUGUGGUGUAUGAAUAUGACAGUACUGCUGGUACAAAGUGCCAUGUUUUGGAGAAAAUGAGUGAACCUAAGGGAUUCUUCAAUUUGACUGCAAAGGUCCUUGAGUGUUUGGCUAAGAAUGAUGAACAGUUUGCAGAAAGAUGUGGCAGGCUAACUUGCUUAGGUGAAGCAAUGCCUCCUGAACUACAUUCAAGAUUCAGCAUUAUGCGCAGUGAAAAGCUUGAACAUAUUAACCGAAGGAUUAUGACCUAUAAGAAGUUUUCACGAGUUCUGAAAAACCGAGCCUGGCCUACUUUUAAGCAAGCCAAGUCCAAGAUUUCUCCACUGCACAGCAGUGAUUUCUGUCCCACCAAUUGCCAUAUAAAUGUCAUGGAAGUAUCCUAUCCCAAAAAUGUUGCAUCACUGGGAAGCGCCUUUGGUGUUCAACUGGACAGUCGGAAACAGUCUUGCAGUGACAUUGACCAAAAAAGCUUCGAUCAAGAUAAAUUGGAUCCAGUGGAAUAUGUCCAUCAUUGCAUCACCACCAUGGCAGCUCCCUCUGGACACAGCUUGGGUCAGCAAAAUGGGCCUGGUCUGUACUUCACUCUGAAGGAAAAGGAUAUUGAAACUCAAGAUACAUACCAGAAGCUUCUGAAUAAGUUGCAGACAGUCGUGAAAGAACUGGAAUCGUAUAUUGGUCAGAUAGAUGACCUUCUUUCAUCAAUAACCCAUCCAACUACACCAGAGACGAAGACUGCUGAAUCACUAAUAACAGCGGAGAAUGACACUGACAAGGUAGAACGCAACAGCAAAAAGGUUUGCUUUGUGGUAACUGGAGAUGACCAAGAAGAUUCAGGUCAUGAUACAAUAAGCAACAGGGAUUCCUACAGUGACUGCAACAGUAACAGGAAUUCCAUUGCUUCUUUUACAAGUAUCUGCAGUAGCCAUUGUGAUUCUUACGUACACAGUGAUGACAUGGAUUCAGGUGAUGAGCUACCUUGUAGUGUACGCAUUUCCCAUGAUAAGCAAGAUAAGUUACACGGCUGCCUAGAACAUCUCUUUAGUCAGGUUGAUGCAGUCACUAACCUUCUGAAAGGACCAGCUGUGGCAAAGGCAUUUGAACAAACAAAGAACUUCAUCCCAAAAAGAAAUCUGCAAGAAUUCAAGAAGGAAAUGGAGUCAAAGAUCAAUUGCACAACACAGCUCCGAAUUCACGUGCAGAGAGAUCCCUGGAAUUUACCCAGUGGUGUGCACAACCUUAUAGAUGCCAUUACAAGAUUUGUGGAAGAGGUGCAGCAACGUGUAUUCCUGGCUCUGCUUGAAAAUACAGAUACCGAGAUUCAACUUAGACAGGACAUGGUGUUUUGUCAAAGUCUAGUUGCCACAGUUUGUGCUUUCUCAGAACAGCUAUUGGCAGCAUUGCAUCAGAUGUAUGACACCAACACGGAAUAUGAAAUAGAGACACAAGAGGCUAGUAGAAAAUGGUUGGAACAAAUAGCCAAUGCAGGAAUCCUCUUUAACUUCCAGUCACUGCUGUCUCCUAAUCUGAUGGAUGAGCAGGCUAUGCUGGAAGAUACCUUGGUUGCCAUGUCUGACUUGGAAAAAGUCACAUUCUAUUUUCGACAGUCUGAAGAAGAACCUCUUGUAGCAAAUAAUCCCAUCACAUACAAAGUAGAAGGGAAUCGACAAGCCUUAAAAGUGUUUUUCUACUUGGAGCACUACAAUUUUGAGCAGCUUCCACAGAGAUUAAAGAAUGGAGGUGGUUUUAAAGUUCACCCAGUGCUAUUUACACAAGCAAUGGAAAGCAUGGAAGGUUAUUACUACACAGAAAAUACAUCUGUGGAAGAAUUCCAGGCUCAGAUCAAUGCAACUUCUCUGGAGAAUGUAAAACAAUACUGUCAAAAGCUCAGGGCAUUUUAUCUGGAUAAAUCAAAUUUGCCUCCAAACUCAUCCAAAGCUGCUGCAAUUGAUAAGCUUAUGCGGCCACUCAAUGCAUUGGAUGAACUUCAUCGACUGAUGGAAUCCUUUAUCAGGUCAAAACGUACGGCAGCCUGCGCUUAUACUGCUUGUAGUGCUUCUGGCGUGGGAUUGUUGUCAGUUUCUUCUGAACUCUGCAAUCGUUUGGGAGCUUGCCACAUCAUAAUGUGCAAUAGUGGAGUCCACAGAUGUACAUUGAGUGUCACUUUGGAACAGGCAAUAAUUCUUGCAAGAUGUCAUGGGUUACCUCCUCGUUACCUGAUGCAGGCUACUGAUAUGAUGAGGAAACAGGGAGCAAGAGUGCAGAACUCUGCUAAGAAUCUUGGAGUGAGGGACCGGACACCACAGUCUGCUCCAAGAUUAUACAAACUAUGUCAGCCGCCCCCUGAUGGUGAUGCUUGAAGAUUCCUGCUUCAAAAUUUAACUCGGAGAUAUCUGGAUAUCGAUUCUUCAACAACAAUUCAAAGAGUUUUCAUUGUAGAUGGUAGAAUAAUCCUGGCUUGCAACAAGAUAUUGCUGGGAAGUGCUGGUAAAAUUUUCUCAGAUAAAACCUCAGCCACUCAAACUGGAAUAAAUGCUUUUCUUCGCCACACUGAAUGGACUCAAACCAGGGUGUUGUUUACUGAAUUUCUUUUUCAAACCAUAAAAGUUAAUUAUUGUAAAUUUAUUAAGCAUAAUUUUGUUUCAUUAAUUAUCAAUUUAAGAAGCUCGAGUCAGCUUGUAUUUUUACAAUCCUUUUAACUUUACCUUUAAAGUAUUAAGCAAUAAUUUGUUGGUACAGUUUUGUAUAUAUGAACAAUUUCACUAUUUAGGAUGAUAUUAUAACUGGCUAUUUUCAGGCAUAAGAACAUUAACAAAUGCAUAGCACAGUCAGUCAUUGUCCUAAGCUCUUUAAAGAAGGCCAAGUGUAUGUGAAAAGACUGCAAUAUUACCAAGGGGUUCAAUUGAUUUGAGUAGCACAAACAUAGUUUCAUCUUAUCACAUCAAGGCUGAGUUUGUGUUAUAAACUUAGUCCCAGUAUUCAACAUGUUAUUUCUAUAUGAUAUGAAAUGCAUUGCUUUACAAUGUAGUAAAAGAUCACUGUCCCAUUUUCAUCUCUUGAGUGUGGAAUCCUCUGUGGCAGUUUUUGUAUUGUGAGAUAGGAAAGAAGGGGUCUUGAAAGCAGCAUCUGUAUUCCUUCAUAUUAGCAAGAAGGGAAUGUGAUGCAGUUUUCUUUUGCAGAAAACUUACCAUCUUGCCUAUAUUGUAAAUACAUAACACUUGAACAUGCAUUCAUUCUUUUAAACUAUAUAAUAAGUAAAUGCAUAAAAUAAAAACUUUUACUGCGCUUUUCAUUAAUAGGAACUGAUGUAGAAAACAUUUACAUUUGUAUAAUUAACAGUAAUAUCAGGUAACAUUCUCUCAGGACUAAGACUUUUAUUAAUGUGCAAAAAUAACUUAAAGGUCUUAUUCUCGCUUGCGGGUCUUUUAAGUAAUAGCUUUAUACUAUUAUAUCUACCAAUUUAAAUGUAACAAUUUAAUGCUUGUUUUUAAGCAGUUGUACAUUAUGAUGAAAUAGACAAUCAUAUUCUAAGUAGCCAGGCAUAGCUCUAAUUUUGAAUAAUAAAUAGUUAUGUUUCCAGAUAAUUGGCUACUUGAAAAUCUAUCACUUUCAAAUAUUUGGAUUUACCUUAGAGUUCAUGGGCACGUACUCGAACAUUCCAAUAUUCUUUUGUCCAGUCCAAGUUUAUGGAACAGAAUCAUUUCACUUAGCUCAUUGUCUGGGUUAGUGAUAUCUUACCACAAGGGCCAUUGCUUGUGUCCCAUUCAAGCAUUAAUGCAAUGACCUGAAUGGUCUCCUUCUGUACUGUAAAAACAAUCUCCAACUCUGUGACUCCUAUUUGUUAUAAAUACCCUUUACCAUUUUUUUCUAAGCAAACAUAAACCCACCCUUUUUGUUCCAUUGAGUUUUUUAUCAAGUUAAAAAUUGGUGCUCUCCUUGUAUUGAUCGUAUACUUCACAUGACAAUAUCCUUCCCAAAUUAUAUUUACUCCAGACUUGGACUUUGUGCUUCCUACCCAACUAAGAUGCAAUCGGCAGACAAGAUUCAUUGGAUCUAUUUAUCCCUGUUUAUGUACAAAUCAUGCAAAAUAAUUGUUUUAGACAAGUUUUGAUGUUUUUGUGCCCAUUACCUGUUGAAGUCCUGCCCAUCAGAAAACUGGAGAGGCACUUCUUGUUGUGAUUCACAUUACCAGGGGUGUUAUUUCCCCACUGUAUCUUGACAUCAUCAGUGUGCACCACACUUGCCGACAAAAAUUGGAUCAAUAGGUUGCAGCCUACAAUAUUGGCUGUUAACUUUCAAUAAAAACAAAUACAUUGUACCAGAAGUUAGUGAAUUAAUGUGUCCCUGAAGGGACAUUACAUUUGUAUUUCAUAAAUCUCCGCCUGCUCCAGUCAUUUCAGUAUAUUAAAAAUCUCAUCAUUGGUCAUCCUGAGGCAGACCAAAGCAUUGAUGGCUUUGGGUCACAGAUGUCUAGAUUUGUGCCCCAUUGUUGCAAUUGCCUGCAGUGACUUAGAGCCAAAAGUGCCAGAUGGAGAAGUCGGCUGGUCACUAUGUCUGUGGGCAGGUGGGGGGAAUUGUUGUAAAGUGCAAUCUCAGUCUGCGGACCUGAGUGUUGUUACCCCCAUCCUCUGCCUAUUCCUUCAUGAUAUUCCUAUUGCUGUCAAAGAGACUAUCAUAGUAUUGACUUGCUGCCCAUAAGUCUGUAUCUGGUUAAGCUGCCUACUUUAUCAAAAAGUGUUAGAUUUAAUACUUCUGAAAGGUGGAAAUCACAAUAAUUUUUUUAAAGCAAGAAUGUUGUAUAUUUCCUUUUUUUCACCAUGACAUCCUAUAUUAUGUUAGGAUAAAACAAAGCAAACAAUUAGUGCAUCAAAAAUGGGUGAAAUCCUAUUGCUAGAAAAACGUGUUGUUUUAUUUUCCUGAGGAUGAAAUUCACGUUUCAAAGUGUUUAAUUUUAUUUUGUCUUAUGUUAGUCUUCCUGUACCUUGCUCCAUCUCUAAGCAAAUAACUUGCUUUAAGUGUUAACAUCGUUCUUUAUAGCCAGGUACCUGAUAAGCUGUUUCCAGAAACUGCUGCUACCUACAAAUACAUACAUUAUUAGGUGUUAACAACACCUACUUGAACAUUUAAUAUUAAAUUAAUUCCUAAUACAUUACAUAUGAAUGUUAAAAUCAGAUUUACAUAACAAUCUGAAAUAUUAAUGUUGUGUCCUGGGUUAGCACUUUCCAUGACCUAGUUUCCUUUAGGAGAAGUGACUGACCACCGCACAAUUUCACUAUAGCAAACAAACCCAAGUUGCACCACUUUUUAGAGCUAUUUGUUGGCUCUGAAACUUUUAUAUAGUAAUGCAUUGUCUUUGAUUUUUAGAAUUUGUGGAAUUACUGAAUCUAAUUUUAGCUUUAAAUAUUUGUCAGGAAACAGAUGGCAUUGAUUUAGUACCCAUUUUACACACUAUCUGAUCUUGCCUUCUGGCAGGUGGGAUGCAGUUGGGUUCCUGUCAGUUUCCCACUGGAUGAGUUAGAAGAUAAUUACAUCCAUGACUUCACAGGAAUAUUUCUUGCUAAGUAUUUUCAAUGACAUUAUUCCUGAAUUUUAGUAUGUCAAAUUUACAUAACUUUCAAAUAUGCAUGUCAAAUUUUAAAGAAACUUAUAAACUUGAUUUUAUAUAAAUGUUGUGCUAAUUAGUAUUAACAUUUAUGGUUCAUAUUUUAAAUAUUUUAAUCUUGCACUAACUUGUAGAAGGUGGAAGAUGGUGUUGGGGAAAGGAAAUAAGAAAAAUAUGGUUAGAUUAGUUCUUGAUGUAGAAUCUGCCUGACACAAGACUUUGUUAUACCUACAUUCUGAAGUAAAAUUCUAAUCAAGAUGGCAAAAGAUAAGGGAAGCAAAUGAUGUCACAUUUUUAUAAUAUAAUUUAGUGAACUAAUAAUUGAACCUGGGUCAGUCCUAGUCCAUGUGGCUCAGAGAUGAAUCAGAGAGUACAUUUACUAUAAACCAAUAUAGUUUUGUCAGAUUUGCCAGAAAGGUUGCAGUAUAUAACACUUUCUUUGGAUUUUCUGUGGUGAAGGGGCUAAGGGAUUAUUACAAUAAGAAAUCUAAAUGUUGGGUGUGCUGGGGGGGAUAAUUUUGUGAGAGUGCAUUCUCUGAGGAUUUAUAAUGAAAUCUUUAUGAUCUUCAAUUGUCAGACAGAUAACACUGCAAAAAUAAUUAACUUUAAGUAGCAGAAUUGUUUCUCUUACAUUAUUGUAACCUAAAUUAUAAGAGUUUAUUUGUUCUCUGAUAACUACAUUCCCUAUGCUAAAUGGAAAAUUGUUCAGAAUGGAAGGUCAAAUAUAGAAUCCAAUUUCCUUCCAUGUUCUUUGAAUGCUUUAAUAUUUCGUAGAGUAUAAUGAUUUCAAAAGAUUCAAUUUAGGCUUUGAGUAUCCUCUGAACUGUUUAACUUCUAUUGAUGCAAUGGUGCAUUGUUUGGAUAAAGCCAUGGAGAAAGCUUAUUCUGGAAAUGAUGAAUGUUUCUGAAUGUUAUGAGUAUGACUGUUAGAAUGAAGGCUUUGAGUUCCUGUAAUGUCUUAUCACUGGCGAUGUACCACAAUGCAUUUUAGUUCUAUGUAUAUUGUAUGACAAUUUUUUUCCCCAGAAACUUAGAAACUGAUGCCUGUGCACCUUUAAAAAUAAUUAUCUUUUUCUCUGUAAAUACAUAAUUACAGUAUGCUGUGAUAUAUUGUUAAAUUAUACUGACUAUUUAAUCGUACUUAUAUAUUAAACAUUUAUUGCAGGAAUGGGAACUGUAUU